CAGAAUUUGGAGUGUGUUCUCCGAGACCUGGUGACAGAGAAUGCUCAUCUCCAGUCCCGUGUGCAGACGGAGUUAGCUGCAGCACAGCAGCAAGUGAGACGUAACGAAGAACAUUUGCAAGCAACUGAGAGGGAGAUGCAGACACUCCGACAAGAGCUCACAGACAGGGACAGGGAGAUUGCUCGGAAGGAUGAGGAAAGUGAGAGGGAGAAGCAAGCACUCAGACAAGAGCUGACAAGAAAAGAAGCAGAGGUGACGAGGGCAGAGGAGACUAUCAGGAGAGAGCAGCAGCAGAUUCAGGAGAUGAGACAGAGAGAGACUGAGUUAGUGCAGGCCAAGGACAGGGAGAUAGCUCUGCUUCAGCAGCAACUGGGGGGAAAGCACUCUUACACAUGUCAGGUCAGUGGACCUGGUCUAACAUCAGCCACAGUCAACCAACCAACACACGUCCUAGUCCAACUAACUGACUCUAGUGGUAGACCAUACUCACUUCCACUGAAUGUCACCGCACAACUUGAGCUCGUUUCAAAAGCCACACCCACAAAUACAUCCGAAGCCACACCCACUAGAUCAAGGUGGCCUUGGUCGAAGAAACAGCCAGAGAAACAGGUAUUGGUUGCCAUGACGUCUCCCUCCCAAUACGAGGUGUCGUACACACCAGUCAGUCGAGGCCAACACAAACUCCAUGUUCAAGUCAACGACAGAGAAAUCAAUGGCAGCCCCUUCACUGUGACCGUGUACCCUGACCCCAGACAACUAGGCCACCCAGUGAGGACUGUGACUGGAUUGGUAAACUCCAUAUGGCAUUGCCUUCAACAGUCAUCAGGAGAUGAUUGUCAGUGAAGUGGUGGUAUAGAUUGUCUAUCUUUGACAUCAGAGGACAGAAAAUCCGAACAUUUGGAUCAUGUGGUGACAGUCCAGAUCAGAUGAAAUACCCUGCAGGCAUAGCAACUGAUGAUACUGACAAUAUUUAUGUGAGCAGUGAGCACAAGCUGCAGAAGUUCACUAGCAGUGGUGAACUGAUCAAAUGUAUUGGUCGGGAGGGCAGUAAGGAGGGGGAGUUUGAUGAUCCACGUGGAGUGACACUGUAUGACAAUCAAGUGUAUG
This is a messenger RNA of Geodia barretti, 1107 nucleotides long. NCBI's taxonomy places the organism in Eukaryota, Metazoa, Porifera, Demospongiae, Tetractinellida, Geodiidae. The record is from the annotation of a GenBank genome assembly.